Gregarina niphandrodes is the source of this 261-nucleotide messenger RNA. RefSeq lists its product as hypothetical. The annotation marks the transcript as partial. The transcript has a single exon. NCBI's taxonomy places the organism in Eukaryota, Apicomplexa, Conoidasida, Eugregarinorida, Gregarinidae. The record is from RefSeq and is a predicted model, not a curated record.
AGCUUCGAGCACUUCAAGGAACACGACUGCACUUGUGCCUUCGGCUACAUCGCCUGUCAAAGCUACGAACGCGGCAUCACCUAUCUCCAUGAAGAAGAAAUACAAACUGUUUCGCGCGCGGCCGGUGUGGAUGUAAAAAUGGAGGAACUUUUACGCCAGAUACCGGAGCUCGGCGAGAAACACAAACUCGUCAAGUACUGCUUGCACGCGUGCUACGAUACACCGGAAGACGACAUAGCACACAACCACCACAAAGACUAA